GGAGAAUUUGCUGAAAAUGUUGAGUUUGGAAGUAUUGUUUUGAAACCAUGGAUGAUAUUUACUGAUAAAGCACAUUUCCUAUCUGUUCUAAGAGAUUAUUGUAUACAAUCUGGGUUUGCCAUUGUAGUGGAUAGAUCUAGUCCAGCUAGAUUCACUGCUCAGUGCUUGGAAUUGAACUGUAAUUGGAGGAUACAUUCAAGUGUACUCCCUGAUGGCACUACUUGAGCCAUAAAGAGUAUAAAAGAUCAAGAGCACAAUUGUAGGGGUUUGGAUGAGAGGAAUCCUUUAGUUAAUGUGAAAUGGGCUGCAAGUAAGCUAAUUGAUGAUAUAAGGGAAAACAAUGAUAUAACUGGGAAAACUUUGAAUGACUUGUUGUGGACCAGGUAUGGGGUGCAGAUGGCCACUAGUACUCUCUAUAAAAUGAGGAGUAUUGCUCUUAGGGAGAUCAAUGGUGGGCAUGAUGAGUCUUAUGGCCAUCUUCCUAGGUACUGUGAAAUGGUUAAGCAAACUAAUCCUGGUUCAGCAGCUAAUUGUGCAUGGAGAAAGAAUGAUCCCCAACUGUCACUCACUUUCUCUAGCAUUUUCAUAUCAUUCAAGGGAGCAAUAGAUGGGCUUGGUGCAGGUUGUAGAAGUUUGAUUGGGGUUGAUGGUGCUCACUUGAAAGGGAACUAUGGAGGGGUUUUGCUAUCUGCAGUGGCUAUAGAUGCAAAUAAUGAGCUACAUCCAUUUGCAUGGGCUAUAGUUUCAGUUGAAGAUGGGGAGAACUGGAAGUUUUUCAUUUGGCAUUUGAAGCAAAUCUUGAAAGACUUAAAUAGAGGGGAUGAUUGGUGCAUUAUAUCUGACAGGCAAAAGGGAAUAGAUCUUGCUUUAACUGAGCUAUAGCCAAAAGUAGGGAGGAGGUAUUGCUGCAAGCACUUAGCUAAAAACUGGAAAUCAGCUUUUCCAGGACCCUUGAUGCACUCCUUAUUUUGGUUGGCAUGUAGUGCUACUUCAACAUUCACCUUUAAAAAGGCUAUGGAAAGAAUUCAGAAGACAAACCACUUGGCACUAAUAUGGUUAGCUAAUCUAGGAGAUCAAGAGAGGUGGUCAAGACACAAGUUUGACCCAAAGAUAUGCACAGAUGAGAAUAAAACAAACUUUGUGGAGAGUUUCAAUGCCACUUUAGGAGUGGACAGAUGCAGACCUGUUCUGACUCUUUUGGAAGGUAAAAAUUUAUGUCUUUCUUAAUCUUUAUAAUUAUUUUUGUAAAUAUAACUUGGUUCUUAUGUUGAAUUUUAUGCUUGGUUAUAUGUGGUUUUUGCAGGCAUACGAAGAAUGUGUAUGGUAAGGAUGUCAAGUAGAAGACAGAAAUGUAAAGAUUGGAAUGAUUCUGAUCCAUGUCCUACCAUUGUAAGGAGAAUCCAAAUGCUGAUCAAUGCUUCUAGAACUUGCAAGGCAUUCCAGAAUAAAGAGGGAGAAUAUGAAAUAAGAGAGGGUAAGUCAAUGCUCCCGGUGUCACUCAAUAAUAAAAGUUGUAUAUGUGGGGCUUGGCAAAUUUCAGGCAUCCCUUGUAGGCAUGCAUUAAGGGCUAUACUAGCUGCAAGACAUGAUCCUCAUAAGUAUGUUAGCACAUGGUACUCAGUUGCAGCCUACAAACAAUGUUAUUCACAUGCCAUCAACUCAAUUCCAGACAUUGAGCAUUGGCCAGAAAUUGACCAGCCAACAAUUCAAGCUCCUACAAUGAGGAGAGGAAUAGGAAGACCAUCAAGACAGAGAAGAAGAGCUGAUGAUGAACCAGAUAAAGAAAAAAGGUCAACCACAGUCAAAUGCUCACUCUGUAAAUCAUAUGGCCAUAACAAGCAAACAUGCAAAGGUGGUAUGACGACAAAGGAGAAAGCAUCACACGGUACCGAGAAAAAACAAAAGACAACUGCUGCUACCUCUGCAUCCCAGCCAACCACUGCUAAUGUUACACGAAGCUUAACUAUAUCUUCUUCCCAACCAGAGCCAGUUUCUCAGCUAUCUCAGUCCAAGCCAAGGAACAGCAACAAAGGGAAAGAGAAAAUGUAGCCUGGGGUCUGUUUUUUUCAACAUGAGUAUCUUUUAUUUAGUAGUAAAUAAAGGUCAACUUAUGUACUAGAUUUGAUGUUUUUUUUUUUCUUUUUUUUCUGAAACAUUUUUUUUUAUGCAUCAAUUGGCAUUUGUCAGACUGCUGCUAUCUACUUUUAAUCUUGUGUUGCUUUGAUUCCUGAACUUCUACAUACAUUCACUUUAGUGAUAGUCCAGCCAGAUCUGCUGCUGUAUACAUGUGACUACCUUCCAGCUAAAUGGCUUUAAUGCAAUUAAAUGCAAAAGAUGGCUUUCCUUAUGCAGUAAGAUCAGUAAACUU
Molecule: messenger RNA, 2368 nt
Organism: Chenopodium quinoa (quinoa)
Lineage: Eukaryota; Viridiplantae; Streptophyta; Magnoliopsida; Caryophyllales; Amaranthaceae
Exons: 2
Coding region: 1315-2049 (244 amino acids)
Molecular function (GO): zinc ion binding
Source: RefSeq, a predicted model, not a curated record